AUGGAAGAUAGGAGAUCAAAUUGCGAUCAUGUUGUGGGUUACAGUAACCACGAUAUUUCAAGUAAUGACCGAUGGUUCUUGAGAUUAAACUUGACUGGAUCCAACAAGAGCUGGUAUGUUAUCUGGUUUCUUCUCUCCUCAUUUUCCUGUUCUUUAGUCCACAGCAGCUCUGAUAACAAUGGUGGUGAAUACUUAGAUGCUCUUUUCCAAGACCAUGCCUACAAAACUUUAGUUCAACGGCGACCUCACACUGGUUCACUAUAUAAUGCUACGCUCCCUUCUAGUCUUGCAGGCAUGGAGGUUUCCCUUGUUCGUCUCAGAAGCAGGACCUUAUGGAGAAGAGGUGCCAAUUUCGGCAAUUUUCAUAUCCCAUCAAAGACGUUGCCAACGCCCUAUGUUAGGAGGCUUCUUGUAGUCUAUCAGGAUCUGGGGAACUGGUCUUCUUACUAUUACAAUGUGUCUGGUUACUCAUUAGUGUCUUCUGUGGUUGGAUUCAUGGUUUAUGAUGCAUCAAAUUUGAGCAGCAAAAACAUGAUGAAGCUCGAUCUCAACACGAGAGGCAAGCCUAUAUCAAUCCGAUUCCUCAAUACAGCAUUGUCUAGAGGCACUACCUCAAGGACAAAAUGUGCAACAUUUCAAGCCAAUCGGGAAGUUUCUCUUCGCGACACACGCUUGCCCGGUGUAUGUUACAGUACAAGUCAGGGCCAUUUCUCAAUAGUUGCUCCGAUCAGGAGGAAACAGAGGAUAUGGGAUAUGUGGGUGAUGGGGUUUGUUCUUGGAUUUUUUGCGCUGAUCGUAGUGGGUGCUGUGGGAAUGGUUUUCGUUAGAAUUUUGACAGCAAAGAGAGUUCACGAAAUGGAAAGACAAGCUGAUGAAGGCGUGGUUCUUGAGACAAUAUGGAUUGGUUACAGUAAAAUGCCUUCUGCAACAUCAACAAGAACUCAUCCAAUCCUUGAGCAUCCAGACCUUCCAUAGUUGUUUUGGCUUCUCUUUUCUCGUGUUGCAUCUUCUUGAGGUAUCUCUACAGGUUUUUGUAUAAUUGUAUGGUAGUUUCUUGUGAUAAAAAGUGAAGGAAAGCUAACUGAGAGUAUCCUAAUGGGAAGUAUGUGCAUACAGAUAAACAUUCAGAGAAUGCAUUAAACUUGGAAUGUUGGUACUCUGUAGAGCACAAUUUACAAGUUCAAGAUUUUUAGAGAAGAUGGACCCUAUUGCACAGGUGAGAUCCUUUGUUGUUAGAAAAU
Molecule: messenger RNA, 1241 nt
Organism: Ilex paraguariensis (yerba mate)
Lineage: Eukaryota; Viridiplantae; Streptophyta; Magnoliopsida; Aquifoliales; Aquifoliaceae
Source: the annotation of a GenBank genome assembly